UGUGACCCACAAUGAGGAAGGGAGACUGAUCUGUGUGUGGAGCCCAACCAUCACCCGCCAUAUGAGGUGGACAUGUGUCUCUCCCAGUCCAUGCUCCUGGAAGAAAUGGUGGAGCAUGCUGACGAUGGUGUUGGCCCCCUUCCCCGUAUCGCAGGCUUCAUCAAUGAGGUAGUUGAUCUGCCUUGGAAUGGCUUCACAACAUACCCCAAAGAUUCCGCACUUGCGAGGGGUGAGGAAGUAGAUUGGGCCAGCUUGGAGGGGGUCAGAGGGAUAGUGAACUUGCUGUGCCAUGUC
Geodia barretti is the source of this 294-nucleotide messenger RNA. The record is from the annotation of a GenBank genome assembly. Lineage: Eukaryota; Metazoa; Porifera; Demospongiae; Tetractinellida; Geodiidae.